Messenger RNA from Alnus glutinosa, 513 nucleotides. Its product is annotated as TMV resistance protein N-like. Bases 1 to 513 code for a protein of 170 amino acids. The transcript has a single exon. The record is from RefSeq and is a predicted model, not a curated record. Gene Ontology annotation, biological process: signal transduction. Lineage: Eukaryota; Viridiplantae; Streptophyta; Magnoliopsida; Fagales; Betulaceae.
AUGGCGUCCCUAAGCACUCAGAGAGCCUCUUCAUCUUCUUCUUCAACACCUCAAUGGAGAUACGAAGCUUUUCUUAGUUUCUACGGCAAAGACACCCGCAAUAAUUUUACAGAUCAUUUACAUGCUGUUUUAACAAAGAAAGGUAUUAUCGUGUUUAGAGACGAUGAAAAACUCGAGAGAGGAAAAUAUAUUCCUGAUGAGCUUUUAAAAGCAAUUCAAGAAUCCAUGUACGCGAUCGUCGUCAUCUCUGAAAAUUACGCUUUUUCUAAAUGGUGCCUCAUUGAACUUGCCCGCAUUGUCAAAUGCAUGAAAGAUACCCGUACGAGACUCACAGUUUUGCCCAUUUUCUAUCAUGUGGAUCCUUCCCACGUAGGAAAACAGACGGGGAGUUUUGCAGAAGCUUUUGCUAGCCAUGAAAAAGAUCCCAAAGUUGACAUUAAGAUGAUGCAAAAGUGGAGAGCUGCUUUAAGAAAAGUGGGUAAAAUUUCUGGAUGGCAUGUACAUGAUACGUAA